Messenger RNA from Pollicipes pollicipes, 2284 nucleotides. RefSeq names its product sorting nexin-33. Bases 62 to 1459 code for a protein of 465 amino acids. Gene Ontology annotation, biological process: endosomal transport; endocytosis; plasma membrane tubulation. Gene Ontology annotation, molecular function: phosphatidylinositol binding. NCBI's taxonomy places the organism in Eukaryota, Metazoa, Arthropoda, Thecostraca, Pollicipedomorpha, Pollicipedidae. Gene Ontology annotation, cellular component: plasma membrane; cytoplasmic vesicle. The record is from RefSeq and is a predicted model, not a curated record. The transcript is spliced from 10 exons.
CUCCUGGCAGGACCCCUGGGCCGAGGCGGCGGCCGUCGACACCCGCAGCGAUCAGCAGAAGAUGCCGCCGCCGCCGACCGCCGGCGUCUCCGCCGCCGCACGUCCGCCAGCAGUCGCAAAUGACGACUGGGACGAUGACUGGGACGACGACAGCGACGCCGACACGCAAGCGGCCGGUCCUGCCGGCGGCGGCGAGGCGGGCCGACUGAGGCCCAGCCGCGGCAGCAGCGGCGACGUCAGCAUGGCAGGGAGGAACGACGGCAAGGCGACGGUUAAGCGCAACCUGAACCGGUUUUCGACUUUCGUCAAGUCCGGCGGCGAGGACUACAUACUGGGUGUCUCGAAGAUCCAUGUCUCGGAGAACGAUCUGAUCAGCAUUGUGGAAACGGAGCACGGCUAUGAGUGGGACAACUUCUCCCCCUACACCUGUACGGUGACGUCGCCCAAGAAAGAGAGCAAAAUGAAGGGCCUCAAGAGCUUCAUCGCCUAUCAGCUGGUGCCGUCCUUCAGCAACAUCCAGGUGUCUCGCCGGUACAAGCACUUCGACUGGCUGCACGGUCGUCUGGAGGAGAAGUUCACGCUGAUCCCGGUGGCGCCGCUGCCGGACAAGCAGGUGACAGGCCGCUACGAGGAGGACUUCAUCGAGCACCGCAUGAUGAUGCUGCAGCAGUGGGUGAACCGGAUAUGCCGACACCCGGUGUUGAGCCGCUGCGAGGUGUGGAACCACUUCCUCACCUGCACCGACGAGAAGCUCUGGAAGACGGGCAAGCGGCGCGCAGAGAAGGACGAACUGGUCGGGGCCAACUUCUUCAUGGCGCUCAAGGUUCCCGACAAGCCGCUGGCGCAGGGUCAGAUAGAGACGGAGAUCGAUAACUUCUCCAAGUUCAGCCAGAACAUGGACGCGUCCGUCAAGUCGCUGCAGACGAUCUCGGUAGAUCAGAUCAAGAAGCACCAGGGCCCGUACAAGCGCGAGUUCCAGAAGAUCUCGCAUGGGUUCAAAGCGCUGGCGGCCGCCUUCGGCAGCGAUAUGCAGGCCUACUCGCCGGCGCUGACGCAGGCGGUGGGCCACACGGCGGCCGUGUACCAGGAGGUCGGCCAGCUCUACGAGGAGCAGCCGCGCUACGACUGGGAGCGCUUCAACGACCUGCUGCACGAGUACCGCGGCAUGCUCACCAGUUUCCCCGACAUGUUCAACAUGCAUAAGGGUGCCAUGCAGAAGCGCAAGGAGUACUGCCGGUACGGCCAGGAGGGCAAGCUGAGUGAGGACGAGGUACAACAGGUGUGUCGGCGCACCGACGUCGUCUCGUACGCGCUCAUGGCCGAGAUGAGCCACUUCCAGAAGGAGCGCGCCGCCGACUUCACCGAGGCCAUGCGCGGCUUCCUGCGCAACCAGGUGGCCUUCUACCGGCAGAUCGCAGACAAGCUGGAGGAGUCGUUGCAGACGUACGAGAACAUCUGAUGACGCCACGGGACGGCCGCCGCUGCCGGGGCGUCGGGCGCAUUACCUCAGCUACGGGCAGCGGCGUCGGUCUCGCCGCGGUGAACACCGGCCGAGCCGGCCCGCAGUGCCCCGUCACAAACACAGAUGCCGAGCAGGUGCUCGCGCGGCGCCACGGAGUCGGCGCCAGAACGUCUCGGGGUCGGGGCGCGGCCGGACCGGGGCGUCCGGGUCCGUGGCGUAUAGGACCGGCCCGGCGCCCAGUCAGAAUUGGGGCCAGAGGGGACCCGCGGCGACGGCCGCCAGCCUAGGGGAACGGCGUUAUCUUAACUGACGUUAUCAGCGUAAUCGUGCAGGUUAUAUGCAGUGAUGUCCUUUGUAUCGGCAAGUGGGCCACUGUGAAAUGUCAAUGAGCUGAUUUACAUUUAUAAUCGGUCUGUUGGCGAGCGUGUGCCGUCUAUUUUGUGAUACGCGAUUUGCACGUCGUUAUUUAUGUACGUGUGCUACGGACAACCUGCGCUUCUUGUCGGUAAUCUUCGCUUCGGUCAUUUUGUUGGCGAGCGUCCGGCUCGCUUCAGCUUGGGCGCACGCGGUCUGCUGGGCGCUGGCGCGGCUCGUGACCCGCGCGACCCCCUGGCGCUACGCAGCUCUUGAUCCGCGCCCUCCGGGUGCUGGCGCGGCUCGUGACUCGCGCCACUGUCUGGCGCUGGCGCGGCUCGUGACCCGCGCCACCUCCUGGCGCGGGCACGGCUCGUAACCCGCGCCAAAUCCUGGCGCGGGCGGACGGCCACCAAUGGUCUGCAAGCAGCGCUACUGCCGGUCACCAAUAUAUUUACACUGAAAUUG